GCUUGCGUUUUGCCGUGACCCGUCCAAAUUUUGCACAGGAAAGAAAGCGAUCGUAAACAAGGAGAUUCCUUUUUACACUUUCUUCCCCUUUGUUUAUUUGUUUAUGGGCACUUCUCGUCCUUGAACUUUGAUGGGUCAUUCACCAAGAGAAAACAAAGGAAAACGCAGGAAAAUCCACAACAUUUUGCAUCCAAUUUUCUGCUCUCGAGUUUGGAUAACCGCCCAUUUCACACUUCCCAACGUGCCUUUUCCGCGCGAAUAUAAAUCUCUGGAUUUCGUUCUUCGUUCGAGGGGUAGUUUGACUUUGCUGCGAAGGUUUCUGCGUCUCGAUUUGAAUUCAGAGCCUGAAAAUUGUGUGUGGAUUUUUGGGUUUCCCCCAAAAAUGGGCGUGAUUUGCAAGCGGGUGAAGCAAUUAGCUAGAUUCGGAGGCUUUAGGGUUUCAAAAGUGCAAUCAUCAUUUGAAAGACCAAUUUGCAAUCCACUCUCAGCUUCUUCGCCUUCGGUUUCGGGUACCAGGCAUAUUUCUGAACUGGUGAAAUCAAAUGGGAAACACUUGUUCCUUGUUGACACAUUGGCCCUUGUUAGGAGACUAGAGGGGCAAGGAGUACCCUCAAAGCAAGCUGAGGCAAUAACUGCUGCCAUAACUGGUGUUUUGAAUGACAGUCUUGAGAAUGUAUCUCAGUCAUUGGUGUCAAAAGGAGAAAUGCAAAAAACUGAAAUGAUUCAAGAAUCCAACCUGUCCAAAUUCAAAUCAGAAGUACAGAGCUCCCAGGGACACCAUUUUUCUCUGUUGCAACAUGAGACUGAAAAGCUUAGGAAUGAUAUAGAGAAGAUGCGCAGUGAAUUGAGAUAUGAAAUGGAUAAGGUCACCGCUGGGCAACGAUUGGAUAUGAACCUUGAAAGGGGGAGAAUAAGGGAAGAACUGUCCAACCAGAGUGCUGAAAAUAGCAGCCUCACAAACAAACUUGAUAGAGAGAUCCAUUCUUUAAGAGCACAGAUGGAAGCAGCCAAAUAUGAUGUCAUAAAAUACUGCAUAGGAUCACUUGUUUCAAUCUCUGCUGUUGGCCUUGCUGUUAUCCGCAUAUUGAUGUAAACUGGUGUGCGUUUCGACUAAGUCCACAAAAUUUGUGGUGGAAAAGAAUCAAGAGUAGCUGUUUUUUAGAUGCUGUAUGUUCUGUCAGAAACAAUUGCAAGACAGUGCUCUAAUGGAGCUGAAGCAACUUACUCCCAUUAGGCAUGAAUUGGGCCUGUUUUUUUAGCCCUAUUCUAUUCUUUCUAUUACUUGCACAAUAUGUGCCUGGCAUUAUGGUACACAUACACGCACCUUGGAUUAUAAUCGUCUUUUUUUUUUUUUUCUGUACUUGAGCAGAUGAAUGUACAAGCUACAUGUGUGAUCUCAAAAUGCACUUUAACAUAUAUGAACAGAAUCCCAUUUUUUUAGACAGUCAAACAA
Molecule: messenger RNA, 1453 nt
Organism: Lotus japonicus
Lineage: Eukaryota; Viridiplantae; Streptophyta; Magnoliopsida; Fabales; Fabaceae
Product: protein FMP32, mitochondrial-like
Exons: 8
Coding region: 131-1093 (320 amino acids)
Cellular component (GO): mitochondrion
Source: RefSeq, a predicted model, not a curated record